GAAGGGGGUGCGCAUUCCCACAUUGGCUGUGUGUGCAACCAGCUCCAGGGCGCUUUGCGGGACUCCAUAGCCGAACAUGGGGUUCAGUUUUGUCACCGUUUGCGCGAAGUGACUCAAACCAGUCCGUGGAGGAGCGCGUCUCAAAAGCGGGAUAAAGUUUGGGUGUGCGCGUAAAGAGAAAAAUUCGGUCAUCUCCAUCCGAGCGCGUCUGCCAGAAAGUAGAGAAAGAGAGAGAAGAGAGAGAAGAGAGAGAGAGAGAGAGAGAGAGAGAGAGAGAGGAGGCUUUACUGGAAACUGAGACUUUCACGGUCCUUGGACACUCAGAGCUCUUUCAAGGACUCUGGGAAUCAAGUGAGAAAGUUUCAUGCUGAAUAUUGCUGCGCUAACCUGAGGUCCAGGGUGUAAGGGGGAGCAGUCGGUCUCGGAGCUCCAAUGCCAGUGGACAUGCAGCCACACCAGGGGCUGUAUCACUAUGAGACUUCACCCAGCCAGCCCUCCAGAGGCCUAGUUCCAUCAGACCAGUCUCCCUACAGUGAUGUGUCCUCGCUGCGUGCCCCGCUCCUCAACGGCCCUCCCCAAGACUGCAGAACUAUGUACAACCCCAUGACUCCCAGUAUGACUCAUGGCUCAGGACCAGGACAAGGGAUCGGCCACUGCAUGGAUCAAUAUAUGAGGCCCCCUCAGGCCCCACCGCCGCAUAGUAUGAUGGGCCACAGGGGCAUGCCGCCCACAGAGUGUGGAAAUAGCACCCCCUACUGUAACCAGAACAACAUGAUGUCGUCUCAUCACAACUUCUGCCAGAUUCAGCCUGGCUCUGAUCAGAUUGGCUCAGGCGAUGGUAGGAUGUCAUUCUCCACUGUUAAAUGCUCAAGGUUCUCCACACCUCGCUCCAUGCUCAAGCUGAGUAAAAAGAGGGCUUUGUCCAUCUCCCCUCUUUCUGAUGCCAGUGUUGACCUGCAGACGGUGAUCCGGACAUCACCAAACUCCUUGGUGGCCUUUGUUAACGCUCGCUGCAACCCCAAUGGUGCCAGUUCUUACGGCCAUCUCUCUGUGAGCGCCAUGAGCCCGUCCCUCGGCUAUUCCAGCAAUAUAAACUGCCAAUCCAGGCAGCAAGGUUCCAUGUAUGGAGGAGGUGGAGGGACACCUCUGGGUGGACACACACCAGGUCCCUGCCAAGCCUCCCGCUUACCUCCCCACAAUCCUCGGCUCCUCGCUCCACCCAAGCAUGGACACCUGAAGACAGAGCCAGGCCUGGGAGGUGUGAUGGAUGGCAUGAAUGUGAAGAGCCUGGAGGAGAGGUCAGAGGGAGAUGUGGCCAGUCCUUCCUCCACUGGCACUCAGGACCCUCUCCUUGGUCUGCUGGAUGGCAGAGAUGACUUGGACAAGGAGGACGGGAAGAUUGAACAAGAGGCCAUCUAUGAAACUAACUGCCACUGGGAGAGCUGCAACAAGGAGUUUGACACACAGGACCAGCUAGUUCACCACAUCAACAAUGAGCACAUCCACGGAGAAAAGAAGGAGUUUGUGUGUCACUGGCAGGAGUGCUCCCGAGAACAGAGGCCUUUCAAAGCCCAGUACAUGCUGGUGGUUCACAUGCGCAGACACACAGGAGAGAAGCCACACAAGUGCACUUUUGAAGGCUGUAAUAAGGCCUACUCUCGCCUGGAGAAUUUAAAAACCCACCUGCGCUCUCACACUGGAGAGAAGCCAUAUGUGUGUGAACAUGAAGGCUGUAACAAAGCCUUCUCAAACGCUUCAGACCGAGCCAAGCACCAGAACCGAACUCACUCCAAUGAGAAACCUUAUGUGUGUAAGAUCCCCGGCUGCACUAAACGGUACACAGAUCCCAGCUCUUUGCGUAAACACGUGAAGACAGUGCAUGGCCCCGAAGCCCACAUCACCAAGAAACAUCGUGGAGACACAGGACCUCGCCCCCCCGGGUCAGCAAUGACUCCUGGAGGCCAGAGCUCUGAACUGUUGAUGGAGAAAGAGGAGACACGCAGGGAGGACUGCAAACUGUUGGCUCCUGAGACAGCUCUGAAAUCCCAGCCAAGUCCUGGAGGUCAGUCAUCCUGCAGUAGCGAGCGUUCUCCACUGGGGAGUGCCAAUAACAAUGACAGUGGGGUGGAGAUGAACCUGAAUGCAGCAGGCAGUCUGGAGGAUCUCACAGCACUGGAGGAUGGUGUAGCUGGUGGAGGCGGAGGAGGAGGAGGAGGAGAGCCAGGAAGUGUAGCAGGAACUAUGGGAAUGUCAGCACAGGCUUUGAAGAGGCUGGAGAACCUGAAGAUCGACAAACUGAAGCAAAUCCGCAGACCAACCCCCCCUGCCCGCUGUGGCAAUACCAAGCUACCCGCACUCCCUGGUCCAGGUGAGAGUAUGGGAAUGUGUGCGCCUUCUCCACUCCUCUCAAAUCGACGAGUUAUGGAGCUGUCCAAUCACGAGUUAGGAAGUGGCACAGCGAUUGGCUGUUCUUCUAGCGACAGGAGAGGAAGCGGCACCAGCAGCCUCAGCUCUGCAUAUACCGUCAGCCGUAGGUCAUCCAUGGUGUCUCCUUACCUGUCCAGCCGGCGUUCCAGUGAUGUUUCACAAAUGGGAGGAACACCAGGGGGAGGAUGUCACCUUCUUGGCCCAGAGCAGAGCGGAGGAGACCCCCUCUCGCCUGAGACCAAUCGCAGAGGAGCCCCAUGUCCUGGAGGAGGAUUGCCUGGUCUUCCUAAUUUAACACCUGCCCAGCAAUACAGCCUAAAGGCCAAAUAUGCUGCAGCAACUGGUGGACCACCACCCACUCCUUUACCCAAUAUGGAGCAGGCAGCUACUCCCGGCAGAAGAGGAGGUAUUUUAAGCGAGUACCAGGGGCAACCUCUGCCUCCUUUCCUUCAACAAGUUGGUCCACGUAGACACAGUGCCAAUACAGAGUAUGGUACUGGUGUUAUCUACCCUCACCAGGCUCCGGGUAACAACAGCAGGCGAGCUAGUGACCCAGUUCGAUCAGUGGCAGAUCCACAAGCUCUCCCGAAACGCUUUAAUAGCCUUAACAAUGUUGCAAUGAUGGGCCGAAGGAAUGCUCUGCAACACCGCUCUGACUCCAGUCUCGCCCGCCACAUGUACUCCCCUCGGCCACCUAGCAUUACAGAAAAUGUAAUGAUGGAGGCUAUGGGUAUGGAGCCCCACCUUGCUCCUGUUGAUGCCAGGGAUCGUUCCUUGAUGAUGCCCCCUGGAGAGAGAAGCUUCAUGGGAUACCAGCAACAGCAUCAAACUCUUGGAGGAGCCGGAGGUGGAGGUCCUCUUUCAAAUCAACUGUCCCCAAGCCAUGACUCGCUGAGCUGCCCUGACCAGGCUUACAUGCAGGGACACUACCAGAACCAGGGAGGGGAAGUCCCUUCCAGAGCUGGUGGAAAUUCAAUAGGUCAAGUAAGGCCCAUUCACUCAGAGGGCAUGUCUAAUACACUUCUGCAGCAGGCUGAGUACAGUAUGAGCACCUGCCAGCUCAGUCCCUCAGGCCCUCAUUACCCUGGCAUUGGCCAGGGGGGUGAUGCUGGAGGCACUUGGAGUGAUACCCACAACCAAAUCCAAUCUUCCAGCCAUGCUCUCCAGAACCAGCGAGGAAUGCCGUAUUCGGAUGCCACCCUGCAGCCUCAACAGACACCAACCCACUUCAACAAUCAGCAAGCCCUCUACAACAGUCCCGAUGGAACCCACAAACUCAUCAUCAAGCCUGAGCAGCAGUUCCAUCCGGGGAUGGGAGGUGGAGAUGCCUGUCAAAGUGCUAAACUCCAACAGCAGCGGAUGCUCCUCCAGCAGACUCAGGGUUACCCGCAACAGACAGGCCAGGUCAUGAUGAGGAAUUCAAACAACCCCAGCUGUGACUUUCAGGGGCAGAACCAGAACUCCUUCCCCAGUGGCGGGGGCUUGAGCUUGGGCUGUGCUGGAACUUCACUAGCAGAAGGGCAGAGGUCAGAAACCCCCAUGAUGCAGGUGAAGGAGAUGAUGGUGAGGAACUAUGUGCAGUCCCAACAAGCACUCAUGUGGGAGCAGCAACAAGAACAGCAACAGCAGAGUGGAAUAAAACCUCCCCCUCUGUCUGAUAACAUGGAUAUGAGUGCCCAGACAGCAAUGAUGCAGCACAGUCCACAACACCAAAACCAGAAUCUUUACUCUAGCCAAACCUAUCCAUCCUACCCCAACCAGAACCUGGUCAUGAGCCCUCCGUCCCACAGCUCUGUGACACCGAAAGACCAGCAGCUCCAAGGCUCAUGUUAUGGCCAGGAGAUGGUGGUCCCCAGGCCUCCUCAGGGACGGAAACCCCUCAGCCGUCAGAACAGCCUGUCACAGGUAGGAGGAGUCUACUUGGGCAGCCCACCCCACCUCAGCCCUGUCCACUCUACUACCAGCCCCAGGCGAGCAGUCCGACUUCCUCCAGUUCAGCAUCCACAGCACCCGCAAAAUGAAAUGUUCUCUCCUUCGAAUAACAACAACAUGUACUACUCGGGUCAGAUAAACAUGGGUAUGGAGAAACACACUGACCCCCAAAACGGACCUUGUCUCAACCAGCAGCACAGUAUGGGGUCCAACCUGGACCCAACAGUUGGCACAAAGUCUGCACCCUAUCCUCAGUCUGGUCCUAUCUCAAAUGCCUUAGAAAAUCUUGACCUGGACAAUGCUCGCAUAGACUUCACCUCCAUCAUUGAUGAUGCUGAGCCUUCCUCCUUCAGUCCAGUCAACAAUCCCCUUCAGGGCCAACCAGGGUCUUCCUCCCAGGCCUCAUCCCGUCUCACCACCCCCCAGACUUCUGUCAGCCUCGCUGCAGGCUCUGGCCUGUCCAACAUGGCUGUGGGCGACAUGACGUCUAUGCUUACCUCGCUGGCUGGGGAGAAUAAAUACCUGAACACACUGUCUUAAAGGAGGACAUCUUUUCCAGGACACAAUCAAGUAGAGUUCUAAGCCAGUUCUUAAUGUUUUAACUAAGGUCCCAAAUGGAAAGGCAUGUAGCCAAGUAUCCAGAGGUACCCAGCCUGGAGUCCAGUUGCUUGUGUGAUUUCCCUGGUACACUGCAAGAAAGGCCAGUUAGGGUACGAUAGACAAACUUUUGAAUGUACUAUUUCAUGUAGUGGAUCAUUCGUGUGGGCUCAUCCCAAUCAGCCUAAACCCAACACAUUGACCCUUGUUCAAGUCAGGAUCCUGAACAGGCUGGGAUCUGAUGCUUUUGGAUACCCAGGGUUACGGUUAGGGCAAGGCAUGAAUCAAGGCUAACCCUAACCAUGUAACAGGAAUUAUGAUGCAUUGCAAUGCAUUCUGGUUUGGAAGUUGAGACUAAGCUACUAACGGGAACCCGUAACAGAUUUCAAAAUUAAGUCCCCACCCAAAACCUUAAAACCAAAGGUGCCUGAUCAACUUUUCUCGCUGUAUUGUUCCUUCACUACCUUGGUACUUGGUAUUUUUCUGUGCCUUACUAUAGGACACAGAGCUAUAUGCCUGAUAUGAAACUGAUACUGAACUUUUUCCAAACAGGCAUUCCAGUCACGUAGGGCUAUGGCAACAGUGGAGCAGAGAAGGAUGCAUGUAAAUAGGUUUUAUAUACAUUUAUAUAUGUUGUGUAUAUGACAAUGAGACAGUGGAUAAAUUGUCCCCUGUCUUGUGAUUGCUUGGAUUCUGAAGGCUAAUAUUCAGACGAGAGUGUAAGAAGGUUGUUUUAAGAGCAGGGGUGAAGAUUAAAGAUGUGCUUUUAGCGAUGGAGAAAUAAUUUCUCGGUGCUAAUAAAUAUUAAUCUGUAUUGCUAGGGAAUUCGUCCUUGUCAUGAACAACACACUCUUAAUAGUGGCAUAUCAGUAUUCCUACACAUGCAAAUAAUGCAGUCGCAGACACACACAUUGCCUACACACAGACACUCAGGACUUGUGUUUGAAUCUUUGGUGUUCAGAUUACAUUUUUGUUGUAAAUGCCUUUCCAGACAGAGAGUUUGCACUCCACACGUUUACUGUAAGUGUUCCUAAAGCAGCUGUGUUCUUUUUUUUCAGUGGUGUUUAUAACUGCAAAAAACAGAAAGGGUCGUGCUCUUUCUAAGGUACAUACAUGGGGUAUAAUGCGUAAUGCUCAAAUAUAAAAUGUGUGUAACGAUCCCCUCUUAACUACAGUAUUUCUCAUAUAUAUUCAAACAUAAUGCCUUCGCUCAACAUUAAUCCAACACAACAUGAUUUAGCUGAGGAUGACGGCUAUUUUUAAUGAAACCAGAGUCAGCUGGUUUGUAUCUGCAAACAGAUCAUAUAGCACGGUGUUGGUGCACUUUGGCUCUAAUCCCAAAGACGAGUUAUUUGGAAAAUUCUGCAUUACUAAUUCAGGACAGGGGGUCGCCAAGCAGGAAAUCUAUCACUCGCUGCCACUGUGUUAAAUACAAAUAUGUGUACACUGAGGUACUUCUUUGCAACUAUUGUAUGAGCUGUAUCAUAUGGAAGAAGGCUGCAGCUCUUGGUAGGAGAACUAAUUUUACACUGUGGCUUUGCACUGACUACAGCACUGUGUGGAAAGGUCUCUUGUCUCUUAUGACUCUUCACAUGAACCUCAUUAUGGUAGCGAUAAAAAAAACAAAAAAAUCAUCACAGUAUUUUGUUUUUUAAUAGACAUUCAAGAACACACCUGAGCACAGCUAGACUCAAUAAGGCCACAUUAGUAAAGCAUUGCUGAAGCAUUUUUUGUGACUUUUCAGAAUGAAAUAGUAGCGUCACUUCAAAGUUUACUAAGCAUUAGCGGGAAUGAACAUUUCUUCAUUUUGGAAAAAGUGUACAACCUACCAAAGACACCUUAAAAUGGCUGAGAAAAGAUGCACAAAUAGUCUAUUUUAACACAACACUAACACUAGCAAUAAGGACAUGAACAUUGACUGAUAGUGCUGUUCUUUAGAAUGUAUGAGAUCUUUUGUAUAAAAUUAUCUUUUUAUAUUAAUGAACCUUACGAACGUUGCCUUCUAUGUGUGUGUGUUGUUGAUUUUUUUUUUUUAUAGCUGUCAUCCUUCAUUAUGACUUUUUUGCUGGCAAAAGAAUAUCACCUUUAGCAACAGAAAGCUAUAAUAGUAGCAUUAACUAUAAUAGAUAAAAGCCAAGUGUUAUAUUUUGUGUACAAUUUUCUACAUUUUUAUACAAAUGUGCUAUAUUUUACCAGUUUAUGAAUAAACAUGUUCAGUGGAAUGGAUGCAGAA
Messenger RNA from Acanthopagrus latus (yellowfin seabream), 7189 nucleotides. RefSeq names its product GLI family zinc finger 1 (gene gli1). Gene Ontology annotation, cellular component: nucleus. Gene Ontology annotation, biological process: regulation of transcription by RNA polymerase II; smoothened signaling pathway. NCBI's taxonomy places the organism in Eukaryota, Metazoa, Chordata, Actinopteri, Spariformes, Sparidae. The transcript is spliced from 13 exons. The record is from RefSeq and is a predicted model, not a curated record. Gene Ontology annotation, molecular function: DNA-binding transcription factor activity, RNA polymerase II-specific; RNA polymerase II cis-regulatory region sequence-specific DNA binding. The coding region runs from base 433 to 4899 and encodes 1488 amino acids.